Molecule: messenger RNA, 1358 nt
Organism: Capsella rubella
Lineage: Eukaryota; Viridiplantae; Streptophyta; Magnoliopsida; Brassicales; Brassicaceae
Product: EID1-like F-box protein 2
Exons: 2
Coding region: 302-1051 (249 amino acids)
Molecular function (GO): protein binding
Source: RefSeq, a predicted model, not a curated record
CAGAUUUGCUGCUUCUUCUCGAUUCUUUUGCAAUUUGCAUGCAUUUGCUCAUCAAAAAUUCUUUUCUGGGUAUUGCUGGAAUUAGCUGUAUUACUUGAAAUGUUGAACCUUUACUUUUUCUCCUUUCUCUUUUUUGGUCAGAUUUUGUGUUCUCCUUAGAGCAAAAACCCUAAAAUCUCAAAAGUUUCGAACUUUAUUAAGCUCUUUGGUUCUUUUGGGGGAAGAUACACAGAUUUGGGGUGUGAACUAAGGUGAGUGAUUGAUUCUGUUCCUAAGAAGAUCUUUUCACAUUGUGGAGGAAAUGAUUAUAGCGAAGCAAUACCGUUGCAUUCACUCGGCGACUUGUCAUUGCACGAAAGGACAUCUUAGCGAAGAAGUAUUGUUUCUUAUGGUUCAGCAUCUGAACUGGAAUCCUAAUGUAAUCGCGACUCUGUCUUGUGUUUGUAAAUGGUUUGAUGAUAUGGCAAAGCGGUUGCUGUGGAAAGAGUUCUGCCGAGCUAGAGCGCCUAAGAUGAUGUGUGACCUUCAAUCUAGUGGUAGCCAUAGUGUUGAUGGGAGUUGGAGAGCACUUGGGAAACUUUUGAUUUACUGCUCAGGUUCAAGCAAAGGUGGACUAUUUAACGAUUUUCAAAUUCCCGGUCAUUUUGUUCAUAGAACCCGUUUCUCUAGAACAUCAGGAAGGAGCUUCCUUCCUGCCCAAUGUCGAACUGAUGAUAUUCUCUAUGUUUCUGAUCCUUGUGAACAUCUGGAUCAAGGAGAAGAUGGUGAUUUGGGAUUCUUCCGCGGGAUUUUUAAAUCGUUUUCAAUGUCAAAGGUGAGGAAGUUGCUUAUUAAGAAAGGGACACCAUUUCAUCCCACAGAAGUUUGUCCGUAUUGCAAAGCGAAGCUGUGGAGUAUGCUUCAGGCGAAAAUGAUACCACAAAGUGCUAGCUGUAGAUUGGGCGCUUAUGAAGAUAGCAUUGAGUAUUAUGUGUGCCUCAAUGGGCAUAUGCUUGGAGUUUGUACACUCUUACCCCUGUCUGAUUCUGAAGGGGCUACAGAGUUUCAGUGAUUGGAAAAGUUCGACCUUGCGUUUUCCUUUGCAGGAAAAGCUUGAAGCUCUGGUUAAAAGUUGUUUCUAUGUUACUGGUGAAUUGUUGUUGCUAGACUUUGGGAAUCAUCACUUUGCACAGAGUUGGUGUGAAACUGUGAAGUGUGUCAUGAGCUGAAGGUUUACAAGGUUCAACGAAGAGAGAGUUAACGGUUUCAGAUUCUCAAUCUAUCAUUGUUGUGCAUUUACAAACCAUUUGUUGAUUUCGUCCAUGUAUAUGUAUGAACAACACUUGCAAAUUGUAAUAGACACAUAUAUUUCUGUUACA